This is a messenger RNA of Owenia fusiformis, 1483 nucleotides long. The record is from the annotation of a GenBank genome assembly. NCBI's taxonomy places the organism in Eukaryota, Metazoa, Annelida, Polychaeta, Sabellida, Oweniidae.
UUUGAUUAUCGGUAUAACAUGAUGGCACACUUUCAGGUCGUUGUGCUGGGUGAAUUGACACUAUACUAUGACAUCAUGUUUUUAGGUUAGUGUGCACAAACGACUGGCUAUAUACCUUGCCUGCUACUUGCUUUAUGGCUGGUAUCCUAGUUGGAGCGACAUUUUCUGGUUGGAUGUCUGACAGAUUUGGCAGAAAACGAACAACAGUCAUAAUGACUUUCGCACAAAUACUAACGAUAGUUGGGGCUGCAUUUUCACCGAUUUUCUGGCUCUUCCUCGUCUUUCGUUUCCUUGUUGGAAUUACAAGCAUCGGUUCUUUUACUCCACUCUGGAUAUUGGUUGUUGAGAAUAUGCCACCUGUAUAUCGCUCUCAUUGCACGCAAUACGUUGCGAUAGGGCGCAUUGUAAAAUGUCUCCUUCCCGUCCUGGCUUACUUCGUGAGAGACCACGUAUAUCUGCAGUUGGUAUCGGCAUGUAUGAUUAUCCCUGGUCUUAUUUGCGUAUGUCUCAUCCCAGAAAGCCCUAGGUGGUUGCUAUCCAUGAAGAGAUUUGAUGAAUUUGACAAGGCUGUGAGGAGUAUUGCCAGAAUUAACAAAUGUAAAUAUCCCGAAAAUGUCGAGGUAGAACACCCAAAUGCCAGAGCAGCUGAUACUGAUGUCGUUGAAGCAAAGAAAAUGUAUGAUAACAGCAAAACUGACCCCAGCGUCAACGAAGCAAGACAAGUUAAAACAAAACAAGCUUCACUCGUUGAUCUUUUCCGGACACCUCGUCUAAGAGCCAGGACUAUGAUACUUUGGUUCAUUUGGAUUUCGUCUGUAUUCGCUUCAUAUGCAAUGUCGCUAAAUAUCGGUGCUCUUAUACCUGGAAGCAUAUACUUGAACAUGCUGCUUGUCUAUGGACUCUCUGAAAUACCGUCGUUCUUCACGAUUUGGCUCAGCUUGUUCAAACUAGGUCGACGUUGGUCUAUCGUUCUUUUUCAUAUCAUUAACGGUAGUUGCUGUUGCUUGAUCAUAUUACUGCUAAGGAUGAACAUACCCAUUUUGGUGACUAUCACAGCCAUGGUAGGGAUGAUCGCGAUGCUGACGAGCGGGCGGAUAAUGUAUUUGUACACCGGGGAAAUUUACCCGACACAAGCACGGAACUUAGGCCUCGGGAGUGCGUCUAGUUUCGGUCGUAUCGGGGGUCUAAUUUCUCCCCAGAUUCCUCUCUUAGCCAAAGUUUGGUACGGUCUUCCAUAUGUUUGCAUGUCUGUUUUUCCGAUAGCAUCUGGUAUUCUAGGCUAUUUUCUCCCAGAAACCAAAGAUAAACGACUACCAGAGACUUUUGAAGAAGCGGAGGUUUUUGGAACUUCAAGUUACAUUGAGGGUAGCAAGUGUAGCACUGAAAAGUCUAAUGGUGUUGUAAUGCAACCUAUGCAUGCUGGGCCUACUACCUUGGACGAAAGUCGCAAAAAUGUAACCACUUUGUAAAUUGCAAAAGUUUU